AUGGAGCUGAAGGUGACAGACUACCAUGUGAGGUGUUCAGUGGUGUCCCGCUAUGCUGUUACCACAGUCCAGAGUUCAGUCUGGAACCAGCUCCCAGUCACCAAGGAGGCCGCCUUUGAGGUGGACCUGCCCUCCUCUGCUUUCAUCUCCAACUUCACCAUCACCUCCAACGGCAAGGUGUACGUGGCCCAGGUGAAGGAAAGAGCUGCUGCCAGGAAAAUUUAUGAUGCUGCUAAGAAGCAAGGAAAAACAGCCGGACUUGUUGCUACCAAAGAGAGGGAGAUCGAGAAGUUUCGCGUGGCAGUGAGUGUGCCGUCAGGAGCUCGGAUGUUCUUCUCCCUGUCCUACGAGGAGCUGUUACCUCGUCGACUCGGCCACUACGAGCUCAGUCUGGGACUGAGGCCCGGGCAGCCUGUGCAGAACCUCACGUUAGAUGUCAGCAUAACAGAGCGGACCGGCAUCAGUUUCAUCAAGGUUCUUCCUCUCAAGACGAGCCGACUGCUCUCCAACACUGCCCAGGGUGAUGCAGAUGCCCCUGCCUCCACUCAUGUGGAGCACAGCGGUGGCUGCGCUCGAGUCCGCUACAGUCCCACCCUGCAGCAGCAGAACAGCAUCUCCUCCAAAGGUCUGAACGCAGACUUCAUCAUUCAGUAUGAUGUGGACCUCAGAGACCUCAUGGGUGAAAUCCAGGUGUAUGAUGGCUAUUUUGUGCAUUACUUUGCACCCAGAGGACUUCCUGUGGUACCGAAGGAUGUUAUAUUUGUCAUUGAUGUCAGUGGCUCAAUGAUAGGCACUAAGAUAAAACAGACCAAGCAGGCCAUGGGCACCAUUCUCGGCGACCUUAGAGAGGGAGACCACUUCAAUAUCAUCACCUUCUCAGACAAAGUUCACACCUGGAAGAAAGGACGAACUGUGCGGGCAACUCGGCAGAAUGUACGCGACGCCAAAGACUUUGUGAAGAGGAUCAUUGCAGAAGGAUGGACCAACAUCAAUGCAGCUCUGCUUUCGGCUGCCCAGCUCGUCAACCCUCCAUCCUCCGCCUCUUCCAAACUGCUCUCACCCCGCCGUGUUCCUCUGGUAAUUUUCCUCACUGAUGGGGAGGCGACCAUCGGAGUAACAGCUGGCGACACCAUCCUUAGCAAUGCCAAGAAGGCUCUGGGCUCCGCUUCCCUGUUUGGCCUUGCCUUUGGAGAUGAUGCCGACUUCCUGCUCCUGAAACGCCUGGCUCUGGAUAACCGAGGCGUGGCCAGGAUGGUGUAUGAGGACGUAGAUGCAGCCUUGCAGCUGAAGGGCUUCUACGAUGAGGUAGCCAGCCCUCUGCUGUCGGACGUCCAGCUGUCGUACCUGGAUGAUCAGGCGUUUGAUGUCACCCGCUCCCUGUUCCCAAACUACUUCCAAGGCUCGGAGUUGGUCGUGGCAGGGAAGGUCAAACCAGGGGUCAAUGAUUUAAAGGUGUCGAUGUCUGCCACUGAUUCAAAACAACACGUCAAGUUGGAGAACGAUGUGUUGAUUGCCCACGGGAAGGGGAAUGGAAGUGCAGAUUCACGAGGCUGUUCAGCAGGCUUAGAAGGAAUCUCUAGCUUUGUGCACCGUCUCUGGGCGUAUUUCACCAUCAAAGAGUUGCUACUGGCCAAACUGAACACUACUGACCCAGCAACUCAAAGGUUAUUGGCAGACAAAGCCACCAAUCUAUCCCUCAAAUAUAACUUUGUAACACCAGUCACGUCUUUGGUUGUAGUUAAGCCAGACCCAGAUGAAGCUCAGACUCCAGCCACCGCAAAACCCACCACUGCAGCCACCAUAACCACAACUGCAACGACUAUUGCUACAACCAGAAUAUCAGCUGCUGGUGCUGCAAAGAAGCCCAGCUCACCUUCUAACCCCAGGCCAAACAAAACAAAGCCGGACCCCCCUCAGCCGCCUCCAAAUACACCGCAAACUAAAAAAAUCUCACCGCCGACUUCCACAGCAAGAACAGUAGUUUCACCAUCCAAGAAAACCACAACAACCUCCAGUCCCAGCUCUGCCAGAACUGCACCAGCACCACUCUCUGGUAAAAAGCUCACUCCUUCCCAAACUGAAUCCAAGCCUGCGUCUCCUCCUCCUGCUGGUAAGAUUCCCACCUCUGUGCUCAAUGCACUUAAAACAGCGUCACCCCCUGCACCUGGAAAAGUCUCCACACCCCAGCCCAGCGCCACGAAAACAACCACUCCCUCAACAACCACCACAAUGUUAACAUUCAGCACCAGCGCCGCACACGACCUGCCUGGGAGACCCCUUACCCCACAGCCCAGUACGGUGAGGAUAGCCCUCCUUCCUGUCAAAGUGACUGCACCCUCCCCAGAAGCAGCGAACGGCACCACAUCUGUUCCAGAUGUUCCUCAGCCUGAAGUCACCACCGCUCUGCCUGAGCUGCCGUCUCCGCUCGCCUCUCUCACGCCGGCACCGGCUCCGGCGGUGGAAGACAACGACACAAAUUCAGAGACAGACCUGAGCAUCGCCACCUUCGUGUCGGCUACCUUUGCUCCCAUGCCCGGUGUCACUGACGGGCCACGGCUGUGGGAGGCAGCAGGGCUUCUGGAUGUCUCUACUUUCAUCCAGAGGAAAGAUAUUGAUCUUGUGAAAGACUACGAUGCAACGUAUGACUACGACUACGAUCUCACCUACGAUGCCUGGGACGAUACUGCAGACACGGAAUCAUUUGAACCGCCAUCCAGACUGACCACCGUCCGGGUCUUCUCCUCAUCAGUUGAUGGAGAUCCUCAUUUCGUGGUCCAGCUGCCAAAGCUGCACCAGAACCUGUGUUUCACGGUAGACGGCAGGGCUAAUGACGUUCUCAGACUGUUAGAGGACCCAGAGAGAGGGAUCAUUGUCGAUGGCCACCUGAUGGGGGCUCCCUCCAAGCACGGUGUAGAAGACCGCCCCCGAACCUACUUCGACCAGCUCACCAUUUCCUCGGCCACAGGCGGCUCCGGUGACAUCACAAUCACCCUCUCAUUGGACGCAGUGGUGGUGGAAGGGGAAGGGCAGGAUACCCUUCCCAUCAAUCAGCAGGGGUCGGUGAGGAGGCAGGGUGUGACGGUUGCUGUGGACAACCAUCGGAGCUGCUGGGUCGAGCUGGCCAAGGGUGUGCGGUUCCUGGUCCUGUUCCACCACUAUAAACACCCCAGCUACCUACAGAUGGCUCACCUGGGGUUUUACGUCACAGAUGGACAGGGACUGUCUGCUUCAACCCAAGGCCUUCUGGGCCAGUUUCAGCACGCUGACAUGAGUGUAACUGCGGUGAAGGAUUAUCUGGAUGGAGGAGUUCACAAGGAGGCAGUUUCAGCCAGGGGGAUCCUGAGGUGGGGCGGCGAGCACAUGCCGGUCACCUUGCAAGACAAGACGCUGAAAGACACGGUGCGAAAACGCCACGCAGGCAGGUGCUGGGUGGUGCCCAAGGCAGAGAUAGAGAGGCUGCUGGGUCAUCCAUACGAGAGCUACGUGGUGGAUCGGGUGUAAUUCUAGCCGAGUCGGCUCCACCUUGUUGCCUCUCUGCUGCACAGCUCAGGUCACAGCAGUUAUCAUGGUGUGGUUGUCGGACAAAGGGUGAGCAAGAAGUGGACUCCGUGAGGCUAAAAUAACACGCCGCCAGUCGAGUGAACGAGGCCGUCUAAUAUUCUGUAAGCCAAACACAGGUGCGGUUACAAAAGAGGAAGAGAGAGGAUGACAGGUUAGAGACGACGGUGAGAGAGGAAGCUGCAUGUGAAGGAGUAACGAGGACAAAUUCAGUUCGACAAAUACAGUGACGGACUGAACGAUGCUGCUGUCCUCUCCAGCUCGGAUUCAAGCUCUGUGUUCUGUAUCUGUGACGGAGACGCAAUGCUCUCCUGUUCGCAUGGCAACCACAAAAUGUCCAUUUGUGCUGCAGCAGUUUGCGCUCGCUGCAAAAUGUCUCGCACACUAACUCUGUUCACAACUUCAAAGAUAUUUAUCAAAUUAUAAUAUAAUGAUAAUUAGGCAGAGACAGAUUCUUCUACUUCAGAAUCACCUGUAACUGUUAAAGCUGUAUCAUUCUGUAAGUUGUAUUUUUAGCACAAGUGUAUAUAAAAUAUUAUUGUGAGUGAGUAUAGAUAAUGUUCCUGUAACAGAUUACUCACCUGGAUGUAGUUACUGCAUCUUCAGAAAGAUAAACAAAGCAAAGUCCAGGUGUUUCCAGGUUUGCCAUGUGCUUUUUAUUUUUCUAUCAUUUCAUUCAUAGUUAAAUUCGUUUUAUUUGUUACACAAGACAUUAGGCAUUGUUCACAUACUAGUGAUCAAACAAGGACAGUAAGUUUUCUACUACUCAGCCUGAACUAUUUCUUUUCAUCAAUUUCAAGGGAUAUUGUCGACAGUGGUUUCCAAAGGCCAAACUGGAUGAAAAUUAAAACAGUACGACCACA
Molecule: messenger RNA, 4421 nt
Organism: Chelmon rostratus (copperband butterflyfish)
Lineage: Eukaryota; Metazoa; Chordata; Actinopteri; Chaetodontiformes; Chaetodontidae
Gene: itih6
Product: inter-alpha-trypsin inhibitor heavy chain family member 6
Exons: 16
Coding region: 1-3501 (1166 amino acids)
Biological process (GO): hyaluronan metabolic process
Molecular function (GO): serine-type endopeptidase inhibitor activity
Source: RefSeq, a predicted model, not a curated record